Phyllostomus hastatus (greater spear-nosed bat) is the source of this 1861-nucleotide messenger RNA. It is a transcript of the gene RAB8A, whose product is annotated as RAB8A, member RAS oncogene family. Gene Ontology annotation, molecular function: GTPase activity; GTP binding. The record is from RefSeq and is a predicted model, not a curated record. Bases 37 to 660 code for a protein of 207 amino acids. The transcript has 8 exons. NCBI's taxonomy places the organism in Eukaryota, Metazoa, Chordata, Mammalia, Chiroptera, Phyllostomidae. Gene Ontology annotation, cellular component: trans-Golgi network transport vesicle; endosome; plasma membrane. Gene Ontology annotation, biological process: protein secretion; neurotransmitter receptor transport to postsynaptic membrane; regulation of exocytosis.
CACUGGCCGCACUUCCCGUCGGGGAGAGAGUGUAAUAUGGCGAAGACCUACGAUUACCUGUUCAAGCUGCUGCUGAUCGGGGACUCGGGGGUGGGGAAGACCUGUGUCCUGUUCCGCUUCUCCGAGGACGCCUUCAACUCCACUUUCAUCUCCACCAUAGGAAUUGACUUUAAAAUUAGGACUAUAGAGCUCGAUGGCAAGAGAAUUAAACUACAAAUAUGGGACACAGCUGGCCAGGAACGGUUUCGGACGAUCACAACGGCCUACUACAGGGGCGCAAUGGGCAUCAUGCUGGUCUAUGACAUCACCAACGAGAAGUCCUUUGACAACAUCCGGAACUGGAUUCGGAACAUUGAGGAGCAUGCCUCUGCAGAUGUUGAAAAGAUGAUACUUGGGAACAAGUGCGACGUGAACGAGAAGAGACAAGUGUCCAAGGAACGGGGAGAGAAGCUGGCCCUGGACUAUGGCAUCAAGUUCAUGGAGACCAGUGCGAAGGCCAACAUCAAUGUGGAGAACGCAUUCUUCACUCUCGCCAGAGACAUCAAAGCAAAAAUGGACAAAAAAUUGGAAGGCAACAGCCCCCAGGGGAACAACCAGGGAGUCAAAAUCACACCAGACCAGCAGAAGAAGACCAGCUUUUUCCGAUGUGUUCUUCUGUGAGGAACGCCGCCUUACUCUGAGCCUUGCUCGGCCGAGCUGACUGUGCCUGCCCUGAGUGAGCCCUCAUCAGCUGGGCCCCCCCCCCCCCACGCCCCUGUUGCGGCCACUGGGCCCAGGGCCACCAGAACACAAUUGAGAAAUUGUUUAUUUUAGUAACUGUCCGAUCUUUUUCAACUUUGGAGAUGGAGUAAGUUAAGAAUUUGCUAUUUUUCCUGCAACGUCUGCCAAACUGGCCCACACAUUGUAUACCUGGAGAGAAAGCUGGAGACAACAUGACCGUCAGCGAUGACCAGCGUGGUGGGUGUCCGUCUCUGGGCCGUGACAUAACUAAAAUCCCACUGCAGAGCCUGUCCACAUCUCCCACCACAGAAGCGAGGUCCCCAAAGGCCAAUGAUGGUCCCAGGAGUGCUUCAGUGUGGCGGCCCGCACGAGGCCCGGGAGCACCCACCAGCACGUCUGACGCCCACUGUCGCCUUUUCUCUGUCGUGGACAAGUGACAAACACUGUUAUGUUUCCCUUUUCUCCCUCCCUCUUUUUGACUCUCAAACCAAAGGGAAGCACAAAUUAAGGAAAUUCUGUGUAAAGCAUUCAGAAGGAAGGAGGCAUGGAGGGGCCUUCCCUGUGCGCUGCAGCCUUCUCUGGCUGUGGUCCCACCAGGCCUCGGGCGCGGUUGGCAGGCCUCUCAGCAGUCCCCAUCUGAUCACCGAGGGGACACCGUGCAUCCCACGGGUGACCCUGAAAACACAACCACAUACCAUCUACCCACAGUCGGGGGCUCGCCUGGCAGCCACCAGCAGCCCCCACUUCUCUUCAUCCUCCCUCAGUCUCCAAAUCAGAUGUUCUUUCUAGCUGAGAUUUUUAUUUUUCCAGAUCUGUAGUGCCAUGAAGUGAUUCUGUCUUUGGUUUCCAGCAGCAGACCCAGGCGACCAGGGACACGUGUGCACCUGUGGCUGGACGUGGCUCAGAGCAUGCAGCGUCCCUGGCCACAGAACUGUCUGGGCUGGUUUUCAACUGCUGUCACUGGUUCUGUUUUGACAGCUCUGCCUUCCCGUAGAGAGUACACAAUUGAGACCAGGUCUGAGGGGUGUCACUAGGGAGCCUUUAUAUUUCUUUUUUUUAUCCCCCAUCUCAAGCUGCUGUCCACCUAAGCCGUUGGCAUCAUAAUUUCUUUUUUGAAUUAAAAACCAAUGUACCAGCCAUA